AUUCAGUGUUGUCUGCUCCGAAGGGGAAGAAGGUCGGGCGCCGGAUAACUGUGCACACACACAACAUCACACACAUUUUUGUUGUUUUUUCUUUUUUUGUUUUUUUGUUUUUUUCUUCUUUUGGCAUCGACUAAUGUAGUAAAACUCAUAGAUGUCUUCACAUUCGUGGCUUCGAUGGAACAUGGAGAGGAGCCAUCGCUCUGUGCCGAGAGCGCAAAAGUGAUUGCUAGAACCCGAUGGAAAUUGCUGGCCAAGGUUCUGCACAAGACGGAAAAGGAAAAUGAUGAAAGCAGUUCGCAUCACCUGGUUGUCCCGACGACGACUACCUCAAGGGAAUUGUACGGCCUGUUCGAGUGGGCCGAAUCCGAGUCGAAAGUCUUUUGGCAAGACAAUUGCGGCCAGUGGUUGCAGUGCCGCUCCUUUAACCACCCGCACUUUUCUCUCAAUGUCAGGUUUCUCAUCAAUCAGUUUUCCAUCGACGAAUUAACAGGGUUCAAUAACACUGGAAAUGUCUGUGUUUGGCCUUCGGAGGAAGUGCUGGCCUAUUACUGUCUGAAGAAUAACUAUGUGUUCAAAGAGAAAGCCGUCCUAGAGCUAGGUGGCGGGAUGACGUGCCUGGCUUCCUUUGCCGUUGCCAAAACCUCUGACGCCAUUCUAGUCGCUUGCACUGACGGCAAUCCAGCUUCCGUAGAAAACGUUAAGCGCAUUAUUGAGCACAAUAAUCUCAGCAGCACCUGCCCAAUAACCGCCCAAGUGUUAGACUGGAAAAACGAAUCGUCCUUUAGAGAAAUGGAAUCCAUGUGGGACGUCAUUCUCUGUGCCGACUGUUUGUUUUUCGACGACGGCCGGGAAGCUUUAGUGGACACUAUGCAACGAAUAACAACGAACAAUGGACUAAUUUUAAUCAUGGCACCGAGACGAGGCCGCACACUAGACGCGUUCCUGGAGCUCUGCCAAGGCAAGUUUGAUAUCUACCUCGACGAAGAAUUUGACGGCGAUGUCACCCUCUCACAUCAAAAGAAGUUGCUUAGUUCAGAUUACAAUUCCGAUCACAACUACCCGCUAUUGGUCCAGUUGAGGAAACGCUGAUCUUUUCUGACGUACUAAACAAAUUUUGAAUCUAGUUUAUUUUGUUUUACUAUUAAUUGGAUUAGUUCCUGUUGAUGCGUGUGUGAUUUGAUCGUCCAAUUGUUUUUCAUAGAAAGCGUGGAUUUAUACUUCCGUUUCGUGUGUUCAAACUAAAAAACAAAAAAAAACGUUGAAUAAAUUUUAAAACAAUUUUAA
Daphnia pulex (common water flea) is the source of this 1284-nucleotide messenger RNA. Its product is annotated as calmodulin-lysine N-methyltransferase-like. Gene Ontology annotation, cellular component: cytoplasm. NCBI's taxonomy places the organism in Eukaryota, Metazoa, Arthropoda, Branchiopoda, Diplostraca, Daphniidae. The record is from RefSeq and is a predicted model, not a curated record. Gene Ontology annotation, molecular function: calmodulin-lysine N-methyltransferase activity. Bases 175 to 1089 code for a protein of 304 amino acids. The transcript has 8 exons.